Molecule: messenger RNA, 390 nt
Organism: Dicrocoelium dendriticum
Lineage: Eukaryota; Metazoa; Platyhelminthes; Trematoda; Plagiorchiida; Dicrocoeliidae
Source: the annotation of a GenBank genome assembly
AUGAUCUACUCAAGAAUUCUUUCGGAGUUUUUUGCUCUUUGGGGCACUCGGUUUUAUAUUGUGAAAUCCGAUGUAGAUGGAAAUAUGAAAAAAGUGUCCAACGCAGUCGCCAGCCUUAAUGUCACUUCCCUGAAGGAAAUGCUGGCCGCUGAACAAGCCCUAAACCAAUCAACUGAGGACUCAUCAGGCUCAGUUGGGCUGUUGUGGCUUAAACGCACCUACGAAUUCCUAGUCUGCGCACUGUGGUAUUUAUCUCAGUCGGAUUCCAAUGAGAGUAUGAAGACCAUUCUGUUGAAGGCAUAUGAAGAAACCUUGAAAAGAUACCACAACAGAAUAAUGUACCAUGCAUUUCGCGUAAGUAUCUUACAUCGUUUUAAUUUGGAUUUAUGA